UGAUCACCGCCGUUGUUUGCCACGUGCUGCUGCCUCCACUGCAGAUGGCUUACAUCGCGGGACCAACGGAGCAUGCGCCAUCACUAUGCCGAUACCCCAACCAGAUCGACAUCUCACCUACCUUGCCUUUCCUGAAGAAACCUAGGCCGCCUCUCGGGUACUGGACCCUCCAACCAGCGUGGGACCACACAUCGAAAGUGACACUAUCGAGUCCGUCGACUAUAAAGGAGCAGCAACCAUCGCGACUGCCUUGUGGGCUCGGUGGCUGCGCCACAACGGUGUCACGUAACAUGCUGGCUUUCACCAUGCAGGUCAGUGCAAAAUACAGUCUUUUCUGUAAGAAAUGUAGCAAUUACUGUUUGGUGCAGCUCCCGAGCCCUCAGUGCUGCCUCGCUAUGCUUAGUGAAUGUGUGCAUGCUAUCCAGUCAUUGCUGUUGCUGUCAGGCGAUGUUGAAACCAAUCCGGGGCCUAGUAUUGCUGACGUUUUCGCUGAGCUGCAGAAGCUGACCGUUGGACAAAGCACGCUAAUCACUGAGGUACAAGGUCUAAAGAAUCAACUUUCGUGUACCGAUGCAACACUAACAGAUUUAAGUAAGCGAAUUAUGGAACUGGAACAACACUACCAGGCACUGAUACCCCUGCGAAGCGAAUUAGAAGCUGUGUACGCUACUACUUCUGAAACUGGUCGCCUGGUAUCUAGCCUAGAGAGCCGCAUAGAGGAUGCUGACAACCGUUCACGCAGAAGCAACCUAAUAUUGUAUGGCAUUCCUGACCCCAACCCUCCUGAAACCUUUGCGCAAUCGGAAAAACUAUUUAUUGACAACAUUCAAGAGCACAUGAACAUAAGCCUCGACCCAAAAGAAAUUGAGCGUGCACACCGGCUAGGACGCUAUUCACCAGGCCGUAACCGCCCCAUCAUUGCCAAGUUUGCAUUCUAUAAAACAAAAGAAUUGGUCUUGUCUAAUGGUCGCAAGUUAAAGGGGAGUAACUGCAGUAUUGGCGAGGACUUUUCACCCGCUGUUCGAAAUGCCCGCAAACAUCUUGUUCUUUUCGGCAAAAGCAAAGCAACACCUUUCAAGCUACGUUUCAAAACACUUGUCAUAGGAUCCAAACGCUACGAAUAUGAUGAAUCAUCUAAAACCGUAAAGGAGAUUCACUAGCAAUCAAAGUGCAAUAGAGGUUCGCUUAACCCUCGCCACAUCACCACAACGAAUAAUCUUUCUUUAUCUGCUAUUUUCACUAACGCCCGUAGUUUUCUUCCCAAACGCGAAGACAUAUCAAGUCUCGUUUCUUCAUCAGGCAGUAAUUUACUUAUUUUAACAGAAACAUGGCUAACAUCGGAGAUCAGUGAUAAUGAGGUAUUAUCCGACUUGCCAAACUUCGAAGUUCAUCGCUGUGACCGCCAAGGAAGGCGAGGAGGGGGGGUUCUUAUAGCGUUUAGCAAGGAAUUGCCCUGUACACCAAUCGCGCCUCCUACUGGCCUUGAGAUAGCCUGGCUACUUAUCCGCUCUUUCCCACAGGCUGUCCUGCUGGGUGUUUGUUACCGACCACCUGUUAACAGCCCUGAUUUCCCUGGAAAAUUAAACAGCAUUUUAUGCCAGGUUACUGCCGCACAUCCUAACGCUCAUAUUAUUUUAUUCGGUGACUUUAACUUUCCUGGUAUUGACUGGCAUGACCCAUCUUCAGCAGCAUCAACUAACACUGAAGCUAGAGAUUUCACCGAUGUCUGUUUGAACUUUAAUCUUUCACAGCUUGUUUCUGAACCAACACGUGUAUCGCUUGACUGUGCGAACAUCUUAGAUCUUAUACUAACUAAUCACCCCGACAGCUUAUCAUCAUUAACCUUCCUUCCUGCUAUCAGCGACCACAAAGUUCUUCACGCUACCUUUUUCUUUUCCGCACCACCUCGUGCAACAUAUCACAAAACUAUCAGCCUGUACGAUAAAGGAAACUUCGAAGCGAUUAAUGACGAACUGACUGCCUUUCUACCACACUUUCAAUCAAGAUUUUACGAGCGAACCACUCAUACAAAUUGGACGCUGUUUAAAACUAAAAUUAUUGAAUUAGCUGACAAACAUAUACCGAAAAUUACCUUCCGUCCAAACCGUCGAAACCCAUGGUUCACUAACCAUGUAAAGCGACUAGAAAAUAAGAAAAAAAGACUUUUUCGAUCUGCCAAGCAAAGUACAAACCCUAACUUAUGGGAAAAGUAUUAUUCUGCCGAGAAAACGUACUUAUCCGCUGUUCGCAGCGCCAAGCAUACUUUUUUUAACAUCGAUCUAGCGAAAAUACUUAGAGACAACCCCAAGAAAUUCUGGGAAGUAAUAAACCCCCCUCAAACUCGCGCCAUAACUCUCGCUGACGAUUCUGGAGAUAUCAUGACUGAUACCGACUGCGCCAUUUCGUUCAACGAUGCCUUCGCCUCAGUUUUUACUAAAGAUACUAGUUCCCCCCUAUCAUUAAUGUCUAGCAACAUAGUAUCCGUAAUGCCGGCCAUCGCGUUCUCUGUAGAUGGUAUCUCCAAAAUAAUUGAUAACCUCAAACUAUCUUCAUCCACCGGUGUCGAUGGUAUUAACUCGAAACUGUUAAAAAAUACUAAGCAUAUUUCAGCCGCA
Dermacentor albipictus is the source of this 2615-nucleotide messenger RNA. RefSeq lists its product as uncharacterized. Gene Ontology annotation, cellular component: ribonucleoprotein complex. The record is from RefSeq and is a predicted model, not a curated record. Lineage: Eukaryota; Metazoa; Arthropoda; Arachnida; Ixodida; Ixodidae. Gene Ontology annotation, molecular function: single-stranded RNA binding. Gene Ontology annotation, biological process: retrotransposition.